CCAUGGUCCCGUUUGCCUGUGCCUUGCUGCGUCAGACAUAAACUAUGGUGGCCUACAUAAACUACGCCUAAAAAAGCUAGUCGGUCCGUGAACGAAUCCUUCUUUUGGCGUUUUCGACUGGGAACCCGGUGGAAAAUAGCCAUCACAAUCCAAUCCAGGCUUCCAGCGCGGUUAAAGUGAACCAUUUCUUUCUGCUCAUCUUUCACAUCUUUCACUCCCAUUCCCCCUCCCCCCCCCCCAAAGCUAGUUAGCAUGCAUGACUCCCAUUUGAGUGAGUCUUACCUUGGUCUUACCCACUCUACCUUUACAAACUCCUCUCUCUCUCUCUCUCUUUCUCUCUCUCUAGAGUUCACUUUAGUUGUUGCUUUAGCCCUUUAGCCACUUUAGCCACGUUAGCGCAGUUGAGUCAGUUGAGUGGCGGCACUGGCGGCGACAUUAUCGCAUUAUUAGGCGGUAUUGUUUUGUUGCGACCUUUCUGAUAUUCGACAAUUCGGCGUUGUGGCUGCUUAUUUCUGCAUCGCCACUGCUAAGCACUCCCGAAGAUGAGCAAACGCCAGAAGAAAAGAAGACCUGCCGCAAGAACCGUACCUUCCCAGGAUGCACCUGUCCCACCACUGGACAAUACUCCCCAGCUGCAAGCUUGUUCGGGUAGAAGCACACCUCGAGAACCCCAAGAUUAUACUGAGCGAGACGAGCAGCCUGGCAGCCAUCUUGUAUCUGUGAAGUCAGAAUUGGACGGUUCCAGUGAACUGAAUGCGAUGGCAACUGUCACUGUUAAGACUGAACCCCAAGAUUAUACUGAGCGGGACGAGGAGCCUGGCAGCCAUCUUGUAUCUGUGAAGCCAGAGCCGGAUUACUAUGAUGAAUAUCAGGAACCUAUCAGCCCAGUGCUGCCUCUUACAAAAGAUUACACGGAUGUGACAAUGGUUACAUUCCACUUGGAUACAGAGCCACAGGCGUCCGAAGAGAACCUGGAUUGCGACAAUGCAGCAGUGACUGAGCCACAAGAUCCAACGGAGGUCAAUGCUGAGGCAGUUUUUGCGGGGACAGAGCCACAAGAUCCGAGGGAAGUCAAUGCUGAGGCGGCUUCCAUGGAGACAGGAUUGGCCGGCUCCAGCGAAGACAAUGCAAUGGCAACUGUCACUUUCAAGACUGAACCCCAAGAUUAUACUGAACGGGACGAGGAGCCUCGCAGCCAUCUUGUAUCUGUGAAGUCAGAGCCGGAUUACCAUGAGGAAUACCGGGAACCUAUGAGCCCAGUGCUGCCUCUUACAAAAGAUUACACGGAUGUGACAAGGGUUACAUUUCACUUGGAUACAGAGCCACAGGCGUCCGAAGAGAACCUGGAAUACGACAUUGUACCAGUUGCCGUUAAGAUUGAGCCACAAAAUCCGAGGGAAGUCGGCCCUGAGGCAGCUUCCGUGGAGGCAGAGCCACAAGAUCUGAGGGAAUUUGGCGCUGAGGCGGCUUCCGUGAAGACAGAGCCACAAGAUCCGAGGGAAGUCGGUGCUGGGGCGGUUUCCGUAGAGACAGCACUACAUGCAGAGCCACAAGAUCCGAGGAAAGUCGGCGCUGAUGCAGCUUCCGUGGGGACAGCACUACAUGCAGAGCCACAAGAUCCGAGGAAAGUCGGUGCUGAUGCAGCUUCCGUGGGGACAGAGCCACAAGAUCUGAAGGAAUUUGGCGCUGAGGCGGCUUCCGUGAAGACAGAGCCACAAGAUCCGAGGGAAGUCGGCGCUGAUGCAGCUUCCGUGGGGACAGCACUACAUGCAGAGCCACAAGAUCCGAGGAAAGUCGGCGCUGAUGCAGCUUCCGUGGGGACAGAGCCACAAGAUCUGAAGGAAUUUGGCGCUGAGGCGGCUUCCGUGAAGACAGAGCCACAAGAUCCGAGGGAAGUCGGUGCUGGGGCGGUUUCCGUAGAGACAGCACUACAUGCAGAGCCACAAGAUCCGAGGAAAGUCGGCGCUGAUGCAGCUUCCGUGGGGACAGAGCCACAAGAUCUGAAGGAAUUUGGCGCUGAGGCGGCUUCCGUGAAGACAGAGCCACAAGAUCCGAGGGAAGUCGGCGCUGAUGCAGCUUCCGUGGGGACAGCACUACAUGCAGAGCCACAAGAUCCGAGGAAAGUCGGCGCUGAUGCAGCUUCCGUGGGGACAGAGCCACAAGAUCUGAAGGAAUUUGGCGCUGAGGCGGCUUCCGUGAAGACAGAGCCACAAGAUCCGAGGGAAGUCGGUGCUGGGGCGGUUUCCGUAGAGACAGCACUACAUGCAGAGCCACAAGAUCCGAGGAAAGUCGGCGCUGAUGCAGCUUCCGUGGGGACAGCACUACAUGCAGAGCCACAAGAUCCGAGGAAAGUCGGCGCUGAUGCAGCUUCCGUGGGGACAGCACUACAUGCAGAGCCACAAGAUCCGAGGAAAGUCGGCGCUGAUGCAGCUUCCGUGGGGACAGCACUACAUGCAGAGCCACAAGAUCCGAGGAAAGUCGGCGCUGAUGCAGCUUCCGUGGGGACAGCACUACAUGCAGAGCCACAAGAUCCGAGGAAAGUCGGCGCUGAUGCAGCUCCCGUGGGGACAGCACUACAUGCAGAGCCACAAGAUCCGAGGAAAGUCGGCGCUGAUGCAGCUUCCGUGGGGACAGCACUACAUGCAGAGCCACAAGAUCCGAGGAAAGUCGGCGCUGAUGCAGCUUCCGUGGGGACAGCACUACAUGCAGAGCCACAAGAUCCGAGGAAAGUCGGUGCUGAUGCAGCUUCCGUGGGGACAGCACUACAUGCAGAGCCACAAGAUCCGAGGAAAGUCGGUGCUGAUGCAGCUUCCGUGGGGACAGAGCCACAAGAUCUGAAGGAAUUUGGCGCUGAGGCGGCUUCCGUGAAGACAGAGCCACAAGAUCCGAGGGAAGUCGGCGCUGAUGCAGCUUCCGUGGGGACAGCACUACAUGCAGAGCCACAAGAUCCGAGGAAAGUGGGUGCUGAUGCAGCUUCCGUGGGGAAAGCACUACAUGCAGAGCCACAAGAUCCGAGGAAAGUCGGCGCUGAUGCAGCUUCCGUGGGGACAGCACUACAUGCAGAGCCACAAGAUCCGAGGAAAGUCGGCGCUGAUGCAGCUUCCGUGGGGACAGCACUACAUGCAGAGCCACAAGAUCCGAGGAAAGUCGGCGCUGAUGCAGCUUCCGUGGGGACAGCACUACAUGCAGAGCCACAAGAUCCGAGGAAAGUCGGUGCUGAUGCAGCUUCCGUGGGGACAGAGCCACAAGAUCUGAAGGAAUUUGGCGCUGAGGCGGCUUCCGUGAAGACAGAGCCACAAGAUCCGAGGGAAGUCGGCGCUGAUGCAGCUUCCGUGGGGACAGCACUACAUGCAGAGCCACAAGAUCCGAGGAAAGUGGGUGCUGAUGCAGCUUCCGUGGGGAAAGCACUACAUGCAGAGCCACAAGAUCCGAGGAAAGUCGGCGCUGAUGCAGCUUCCGUGGGGACAGCACUACAUGCAGAGCCACAAGAUCCGAGGAAAGUGGGUGCUGAUGCAGCUUCCGUGGGGACAGCACUACAUGCAGAGCCACAAGAUCCGAGGAAAGUCGGCGCUGAUGCAGCUUCCGUGGGGACAGCACUACAUGCAGAGCCACAAGAUCCGAGGAAAGUCGGCGCUGAUGCAGCUUCCGUGGGGACAGCACUACAUGCAGAGCCACAAGAUCCGAGGGAAGUCGGCGCUGAUGCAGCUUCCGUGGGGACAGCACUACAUGCAGAGCCACAAGAUCCGAGGAAAGUCGGUGUUGAUGCAGCUUCCGUGGGGACAGCACUACACGCAGAGCCACAAGAUCCGAGGAAAGUCGGCGCUGAAGCAGCUCCCGUGGGGACAGCACUACAUGCAGAGCCACAAGAUCCGAGGAAAGUCGGCGCUGAUGCAGCUCCCGUGGGGACAGCACUACAUGCAGAGCCACAAGAUCCGAGGAAAGUCGGCGCUGAUGCAGCUCCCGUGGGGACAGCACUACACGCAGAGCCACAAGAUCCGAGGAAAGUCGGCGCUGAAGCAGCUCCCGUGGGGACAGCACUACAUGCAGAGCCACAAGAUCCGAGGAAAGUCGGCGCUGAUGCAGCUCCCGUGGGGACAGCACUACAUGCAGAGCCACAAGAUCCGAGGAAAGUCGGCGCUGAUGCAGCUCCCGUGGGGACAGCACUACAUGCAGAGCCACAAGAUCCGAGGAAAGUCGGCGCUGAUGCAGCUCCCGUGGGGACAGCACUACAUGCAGAGCCACAAGAUCCGAGGAAAGUCGGCGCUGAUGCAGCUCCCGUGGGGACAGCACUACAUGCAGAGCCACAAGAUCCGAGGAAAGUCGGCGCUGAUGCAGCUCCCGUGGGGACAGCACUACAUGCAGAGCCACAAGAUCCGAGGAAAGUCGGCGCUGAUGCAGCUCCCGUGGGGACAGCACUACAUGCAGAGCCACAAGAUCCGAGGAAAGUCGGCGCUGAUGCAGCUCCCGUGGGGACAGCACUACAUGCAGAGCCACAAGAUCCGAGGAAAGUCGGCGCUGAUGCAGCUCCCGUGGGGACAGCACUACAUGCAGAGCCACAAGAUCCGAGGAAAGUCGGCGCUGAUGCAGCUCCCGUGGGGACAGCACUACAUGCAGAGCCACAAGAUCCGAGGAAAGUCGGCGCUGAUGCAGCUCCCGUGGGGACAGCACUACAUGCAGAGCCACAAGAUCCGAGGAAAGUCGGCGCUGAUGCAGCUCCCGUGGGGACAGAGCCACAAGAUCCGAGGAAAGUCGGCGCUGAAGCAGCUUCCGUGGGGACAGGGAGGGGAGGCAAGCGUCAGCCCAGCGACGAAGGGCGGGAAAACGGAGAAGUCGCAAACAAGCGGCCUCGUAGCAGCGGCGGCCAAAAGGUCAACGUUCGCUUCCUUCUUCAGAGCAGGAAUGCUGAUGCCAUCAUCGGCGAGGGCGGUGCCAACAUCAACAGCCUGAGAGAAGAGUUCGAAGCAGGUAUUUCGGUGCCAGACUGUCCCGGCCCAGAAAGGAUCUUGUCCAUUGUGGCCGACUUGGACACCCUCGGAGAAAUUCUGGCCAGCAUCAUUCCCAAGAUGCAUCAAGCUAAUCGCCGACAAGAUGAAAACAGCAGGGAGGAGUUUCGGUUGUCCCGUGUCCAGCAUACAUCUGCUACCUUCGACAGUACGGUGCAACCGAAACCCAGGCUCAAGACUCGUUCCAGACACCCGAAGAUCGCCAAAGCAUUGUCGAUUCGCUGCGGGACUGAGGCUGCCCAAGCUGUGCAGAGCGAGAUGCGUCUGCUGAUACACCGGGAACACGUCGUUGGGAUUGUCAAGAGCCGCAUCAAGGAGCUGAGAAAAUCCACGGAGGCCAAGAUCGAGGUUAAACAGAGUUGCUGCCCUGGCUCCACGGAGCGCAUUGUCGGGGUGAUGGGGUCGCCCUCGGUCGUGGUGGACUGCAUCAAGCGGAUCUGGCACAUCAUUGCAAAGGCUCCAGUGAAGGGUCUCAACAAGCUGUACGACCCCCACAAUUUUGACCCGGACUUUGCGCAGGAGUAUGGCGGCUUUUCCGAGAGGGACUUCCAGCAGCCGUUCAGGGGAACCGGAGCUCGAGGCGGCUACUCUGGCAGGGGCAGCUACAACGGGGGUGGAGGCAAGCGUGAGCCCAGCGACGAUGGGCGGGGAGAUGGAGAAGUCCCAAACAAGCGGCCCUGCAGCAGCGGCGGCCGCGCCGUGCUGCAGGGCCGCGCCAUCCGCUUCCUCCUUCAGAGCAGGGAUGCCGAUGCCAUCAUCGGCGUGGGCGGCGCCAACAUCAACAGCCUGAGAAGAGAGUUCAAAGCAAGUAUUUCGGUGCCAGACUGUCCCGGCCCAGAACGGAUCUUGUCCAUUGUGGCCGACUUGGACACCCUCGGAGAAAUUCUGGCCAGCAUCAUUCCCAAGAUGCAUCACUUUGCGCAGCACACGGGCCAGAGCGGCCGCUCGGAGAGUGGGAUGCGUCUGCUAAUGCACAGGAGCCUCCGCGACCUCCUUUUCAAACGCAUCAAAAGGCUGCCUAAGUCCACGAGGCCCAAGAUCGAGGUUAAACAGAGUUGCUGCCCUCGCUCCACGGAGCACAUUGUCAGGGUGAUGGGGUCGCCCUCGGUCGUGGUGGACAGCAUCAAGCGGAUCUGGGACAUCAUUGCGGAGGCUCCAGUGAAGGGUCUCGACAAGCCGUACGACCCCCACAAUUUCGACCCGGACUUUGCGCAAGAGUAUGGCGGCUUUGCCGAGGGCCCCACAAGAACCUUGGGAGUGACCGGGGUGACUCCCACACCGGGACCCCGUGGGGGCGGCGGCGUGGGUGCGGUGCCCUUCUGGAGGGACGAGCCGGUGGAGCCCUUUGGCCGGGGUCCCAAGAGGGGCGGCCCCGCGGGCGGAGGGUCCCCCUGGGGCGCCCCCUCGGCGGCCCCCCAGGCCGCCCUCCCCCUCCAGAGGGGAGGGGCCUACGGGGAGGAGGCACGAGCCCCGUGGGGAGGAGGGGGCACUGCGCAGCCCAGAAACUUCAAGCGGCCGUUCAGGGGAACCGGAGCUCGAGGUGGCUACUCUGGCAGGGGCAGCUACAACGGAAGGAGAGGGGGCGUGCCCGGAAGACCGUGUCAUCCCGGAACGUACCUGUCCCAGCACUGGACAAGAUUCCCCCAGCUGCAAGCUUGUUCGGGUAGAAGCACACCUCGAGGCCAGAAGAAAAGAAGACCUGCCGCAAGAACCAUACUUUCCCAGGUUGCACCUGUCCCACCACUGGACAAUACUCCCCGGUUGCAAGCUUGUUCGGGUAGAAGCACACCUCGAGGACCCCAAGAUUAUACUGAGCGGGACAUGGAGCCUGGCGGCCAUCUUGUAUCUGUGAUGUCAGAGCCGGAUUACUGCGUGGAAGAUCGGGAACCUGACAGCCCCAUGCCGCCUCUUACGAAAGAUCACAUGGAUGUGACAAGGGUUGCAAUCCACUUGGAUACAGAGCCACAGGUUUCGAAAGAGAAUCGGCAACGUGACAUCGCAGCAGUUGCCGUUAAGAUUGAGCCACAAGAUCCAACGGAAGUCAAUGCUGAGGCAGUUUUUACGGGGACAGAGCCACAAGAUCCAAGGGAAGUCGGCCCUGAGGUGGUUUUUGUAAAGACAGAGCCACAAGAUCCGAGGGAAGUCGACGCUGAGGUGGUUUUUGUAAAGACAGAGCCACAAGAUCCGAGGGAAGUCGACGCUGAGGUGGUUUUUGUAAAGACAGAGCCACAAGAUCCGAGGGAAGUCGGCCCUGAGGCGGUUUUCGUAAAAACAGAGCCACAAGAUCCAAGGGAAGCCGACGCUGAGGUGGUUUUCGUGGGGACAGGAAAGCGAGCGCCUCUCACCGCCUCCCGGUGCCACCAUGGUGGCCGAGCUGGCCAGAGAUGGGGACCAGGUCUUGGGCACGCUCUUGAGCAAGCGACGCUGGGCGGAGGUGGCACGCCACCAUCACAGGAACCGCUGCCCUGGGGAGGACGACGACCUGGAGGCGGUGCUGGGUGCCUACUGCUGGCACCUGAUGCGCCAUGCCGGCCGGGGCGUCUUCACGCUGAUGCGGCCGGAGCCGGACCUUGCCCAGGUCAAGCAGCGGCUCAGGGAGCUGAGCCUCCAGCUGUCGUCCGCUCUGCGCACGCUGGACAUGACGCCGCCCGCACUCUCGGUGGCUUCUGACCGCAGUGGGAUGUGCGUCUUCGACCCGUUGCUCUUUCGCAAGUUGGACUGCUGAGUCGCACCGCCAAAUUGGACCACUGACUCGGACCGUAGAGUAGGAUUGCCGUUGAGUUGUUAAGCCAGAUUGCCGAGUCGAACUGAUGAUUGGGAUCGCUUAGUCACACUGCCGAGUUUGACCACAAAGGGGAGCCACUGGGCUGAACUGGCGAGCGAGACUGUAAGGAAGUGCUGAGCCAGUUUGCUAGACUGUUCAGUUGAACUGGCAAGUCGAGACUGUUAAGUUGUACCGCUGAGUUGGACGGUAAAGUCUGAACUGCCAGGUCAUGCUGCUCAUUCGGGCUGCUGGGUUGAACUGCCAAGUCGGACAUAAGUGUGCAAUUGCUGUUGGGCCGCUGAGCCAGAUUGCCGAGCCAGACGGCAUAGUUCAGUUGCUUAGUCAGGACUGCCAAGUCUUGUGGCCUAGUUGGACGCGGAGUGUUGGGACUGCUGAGUUAGGCUGCUGGGUUGGACUUCUGAGUCACAGUGAUCUCUAUAAGAAUGUUCUUAACAUGAAUCAAACUAACUCUAUUUUUAUGGCAUCCACCACUGACAGCAAGAUCAGAAACAUAAUAGACCAUAUCCAAAAUGUAGAGCAUCAUCUAGUAGCAUGCCAAGAACUACUUCCGCCAUCUUGGUAGCGGCGAGAAAACGAGACCAGUGGCCCGACCGGCAAAGAUCAAUGUAAAUAAGCGACCACGCUUCGUGCGAGAUGCGAUGCCAACGCUGCAGAUGCAGCUAUGAACCUUUGAUUUGUGCGUGACGUGAACAGGGUUCACAAAUCUUUCUUAGUUUAACUUGUUACUUAAAACGCAUGCUUUUCACAAAAACAAUCGGCUACAACGAGAAGAAACAUGUGGAGGUUAUCAUGCGGCGUGAAGCCAUUUACAACUAUGGAACUGGGUCCUAAUCUUUUCACGAAAUUGUACCAAGUUUAUUUCUUAACUUUUCUUUUAUGCGCAUUGUAGUGUUGGUUUGCGUUUUUCUUGAAGAGCAAGCAGCUCAAUGUAUGCACACGAGACCCAGGCUGUUAAAGCGAGGCAAAAAGAUGACAGCUCUAAUAAUCUAUGCCCCCAACCAUAAUUAAAGAUACAUAUGGUUAACAGUGAAAAACAAAAGCUGAAAGCAUCACAGAGCCCUCAUUUUAAUGCCAUAGAUUCAAAAAAAGUAAUUACUUUGGAAAGCUAGAAAUUAACCUCGUGGCUUUGCAGCGAUUUCUAUACAUUUCAUCUGGCGUCGGUAAAUGAGGUUUGUAAAACACUUCUAAAACUAAACAGGAGAGUUUGUUGAUAUAAUAUUCUUGGAUAUUUAAAUCGCGGUCAUGUAGAAUAGAAAACAACAAACACGGACGAAGUGUCUGUUUGCUCAACACUUACUGAGAGCGGAUUUUUCUGUCUUUUUUGUCAAACACGUCGUUUAAUUACAUUGAACAUGCCGUUCGACUUGGGUUUAUCGCAGUGGUUAAAACCUCAAUCUCGGUAGCGCCGAAAACUUGCGUUGCGGAUGUCGAAGGGAGCAACACGGGCGGUACCAACUUCAUUUCACAAUCUCUUUUUCUUUUCUCUUUUUUUUUUUCCUUGUCGCAGCCGAAGGAAAAAUUUUGUUUAGUGCAAAGAAGAUCCGGGGUAGUUUUGAGAAAGUCAAUGCAGUUAUUCUACCAAGGUUGAACAAACCUUCAUUGAUAGCACAACGUCCGACAACUGUGUUGAGGUCAAUGCUAUCUGAAACUAAUCUGAGCUCUUUGCAACACCUGAAAAGUAUGGCCCAGGGCACAGUUCUCUUUAGAAAAACACAACUUUCCACCAAAAAAAAAAAAAAAAAUCUUUCGCCGGAAACAAGUAAAAAAAAAAGAAACAAAGCUUUAGUUGCAUGUAUUGGCUUGGAGCAGUCCACCACUAGACAGACUUCAUACAUAUUCGCAUAGAAAAAAGACUUCAAAUCGUCCUCAGAGAUGAAAGGAAUGACAGCCUAGUCCUUGUUUGGUGAUCGGAAGUCAGGAAACAAUAUUUUCCGAAUCCCACUUAGGUAGUGGCAGAGCGUCCAUGCUCUGGGAAUGCAGAGAAACUGAAACUCAAGAUACUUGACGCUACCAAGAUGGCAGCAUGCACAGUGCUGCCAGACCAUUAAGCAGUUUCAAAUAUUGUCUAUUAUCUCAUUAAAAAACACCCUGUCAGGCUUUGACAACCUGACUGUAGCCCCCAUCAAAGCAACAAACGGCCUGAUAUGUUAUCCUUUUGCUCAUAUAUGUAAUAGAAUCCUUGAAAUAGGCAUAUUUCCUCAUAAAAUGAAAAAAGCUAGGGUAUGUGCCAUAGAUAAAGGAGGUGCACUAAGUAAUCUAAAUAACUAUCGGCCAAUUUCGAUUCUGCCAUUAUUUUUAAAGGUCGCUGAAAAAGUGAUAAACAGUAGGUUUUCUAAAUAUGUGUUUGACAAAAAUUCAAUGCCUUAUCAGUAUGGAUUUCAAAAAGAAAAAUCCACAAAAUCGGCUGUGUCGAACAUAAAGGAAUAAAUAAUUAGUAAUAUGCGGUCUCACCUUUACACACUCGGUAUAUUUGCAGACUUUCGCAAAGAGUUCGGUUCUACGAAGCAUGACAUUCUUAUAGGGAAAUUACAACGGUAUGGAGUAAGGGGAAUAGCUCUUGACCUUAUCAACAAUUAUUUAUCCGAUAGAUUUCAAUUUACUGUCCUGAAUGGUUUCAGAUCGCAGAUUUCUCGCAUACAGUACGGUGUUCCACAAGGUUCCAUCCUUGGACCUUUGUUAUUCCUAAUAUAUAUAAAGGUUAAUGUGUCGCUUACUCCCUACAUUAUAUUGUACGCUGAUGAUACUAGUUCUUUUCUGGAGAUAAUCUGCAAGAGCCUGAAGAAACUGGAAAUAGUAGAAGAAUCUGGAGUUGGGCAAGUUAUUGGUACAUCUUAGAUUAGAAAAGCGCCAGAAAACAAGGACAACUGAAGGAAUAGACGAAACGAUGCGCUACUGUCAACUGAAUUUUUACUACUGUCAACUGAAUUUUCCGAAUAAAAAUUCAGUUGACAGUAGCACAUUGUUUCGUCUAUUCCUUCAUUUGUCCUUGUUUUCUGGCGCUUUUCGAAUCUGAAACUGCAAAUAUCUGGCUUAAAGAACUAUAUCUGUAUGGCUGGAGUCUAAUCAGCUAGAAUUGAACAUAAAGAAAGCAAAUUAUGUAAUAUUGAAUCAAAGACGAACUGUUGCAGUAUAAAUUACAUAUUCACUUUCUAAAUCGGCAAUAGAGCCUAUUAUGGCACACAAAUUUCUUGGAGUAUACCUGGUUUGAGGAAUUUUUAAGUUGGACAAAUCAUGUAAAUAACCCAAGAUGUAACAUCUCACGUUCAAUUGGAAUGCGGUGCAAACUAAGGGAAUUACUACCAAACUGGCUCAAACUACAACUGUACUACGCUCUUGUAUAUUCUCGGUUACAAUAUUGUCUUUUAGUGUGGGGCACAACGAAGGCAAACAAUGAAAAAAUAUUUUUUUUUUACAAAAGAAGGCUGUAAGGAUUAUUGACAAUUUAGGCUACAUCAAACAUACAGCAUCCUCAUUCGAAAAAUACAAGUUACUACCAAUGGAACAUGUCCUCUCACAUAAAUUGGCGAUCAUAAUUUUUGAUCAGAUCAAGCAUGAUGACACAUAUUUCUUUGAUACUUAUCUUCAUAAACCUGUGGAAUGCGACUUCGGGCGUACCAAUUAUACAAAACGUUAGAACUAUGGAACUCAAAAACGAGAUUACCAAAUUCCUAACCUACUGAAUAAACAGCCAAGCAUUGUACAAAUAGCACAGCAGUGUAGAAAAAUCCAAACAUUCAGGAAAAAAGUCGAAACAUAUUCCCUUCAAGCUGCGCCUACCUUAGAUUAUUGUAAGAGAAUGUAACUUUUCUGUGUGCUUAUUGCAAAUAUAGUGCCUUCAAUAUGUCUUCCUUUCAUGGUGUUAUGAAGUGUUGACGUGCAUUGGAUAAUAUUGUUGAUAAUGACGAUGUUAAUGUCAAUUAAUGCAGUUUUCUCUUGUUUUUGUUUCGUGGAUUUUUCUUCACAGACGUCUAUGUUUAUUUUAAUUUUUAUGCUUAAAUAUUGUAUCCAGUUUCUGUUGACUGCUAUAAGGCUGGCUGGCUGGCGGCCAUGUCAGAGGGCGUUUUGCCUUUUGCUGCAGCACCCCAGACAGAUUUAUGUUUGAAAUAAACUGUUCUAUUUUAA
Messenger RNA from Ixodes scapularis (black-legged tick), 11910 nucleotides. RefSeq lists its product as uncharacterized. Gene Ontology annotation, cellular component: nucleus; cytoplasm. The transcript is spliced from 104 exons. The record is from RefSeq and is a predicted model, not a curated record. Lineage: Eukaryota; Metazoa; Arthropoda; Arachnida; Ixodida; Ixodidae. Gene Ontology annotation, molecular function: mRNA binding. Gene Ontology annotation, biological process: regulation of gene expression; regulation of RNA metabolic process. Bases 543 to 7673 code for a protein of 2376 amino acids.